GAUCAGAUCACUUCUGUUACACAUUCUCCUCACUGGUGACGGGUGGCAUGCCUGCGACCCUCCCCCCGCCACGGACCUAGUUCAUGGCCCCCCCCUGAGCCAGUGAGACCCCGGAGAGCGUGUUCAGCCCAGCACCAUGGGGGGCUGCGUGGGCCGGUACCUGGACAGCUGGGAGGACUCCCAGAGCAGAGGCUCGGCCAGGACCGCUGGACGAGGAGGACGUAACGAGCCUCUGAAAAAAGAUCGUCCAAAGUGGAAGAGCGACUACCCGAUGACAGAGGGGCAGCUACGGAGUAAGCGGGAUGAAUUCUGGGACACCGCGCCAGCCUUCGAAGGGCGUAAGGAGAUCUGGGACGCCCUGAAAGCCGCGGCGGUGGCCCUGGAGUGUAACGACCACGAGUUGGCCCAGGCCAUAGUAGACGGAGCGAGCAUCACACUGCCACACGGGACUCUAACUGAAUGCUAUGAUGAACUCGGGAACCGGUACCAGCUGCCCGUCUACUGCCUGGCGCCUCCUGUCAACCUCAUCUCAGAGCGCAGCGACGAGGACCCCAGCGACAGCCCCGAACCCCCCGCAGCAUCCAAGAAAGAAUUCCAGCUCAAGGUACGACUGUCUACAGGAAAGGACGUGCGUCUCAGCGCCAGCAUGGCCGACACCAUCGGGCAGCUAAAGAAGCAGCUGCAGGUCCAGGAGGAAAUCGACGUUGCUCACCAGCGCUGGUUCUUCUCCGGAAAGCUGCUCACGGACAAGACGCGGCUGCAGGACACUAAGAUCCAGAAGGACUUCGUCAUCCAGGUCAUCGUCAAUCCGCAGGCGCUCCGAGGCCCCAGUACGUCACCUAUCAACGUCGCCUCCUCACUCUCGUCUGAAUAACCGAGGACACACAAGGACGACGAAACAGCAGGCGGAAGGCGACGUAGGAGCAGAGAUGACCCCAAAUGCUGGAUAACUUAUUUUUGACAACAGCUGCUUUUACUGGAUAAAACUGAACUGUGGAGGUACAAAGCUGGAGCACAAAACAAAAAUGAUAAUAAUAAGGGAGAAAACUGAAAAGUGCUGCUUUCUUUAGUUUACCAUGUUCAGUGUGGUUUCUUUUCUUCACAAAGACAAGAGUGCUGACACAGCUCCGAGUCUGGAGGUCCAUGUCCUCUGAACCAUUUUUAAUUAAAUGAGAACUCUUCUGCUGGUCUGCAGCUCAUUCAGCCACAAACACGACAUAAUCAUCACAUCUGCAUUUGUACUUUUUCUGCCUCUGGCGCUUUGGUCUGCUCUAAUGCAGAGUGCCAACAGAUGAAACACUGAGGUGUUUGUGUUGGUUCAGGAAUCAUCCUAUGGCUCUGCCCUGCUUUCUUUUUCCUCUGUGACAGAAAUGGAAAAGGAAGAUGCAAUGCCUGAUCCUGACCUUUGUUUUUUCUUUUAUCAAGGAAAUGAUGUUAAUAGAGCUGUUUUUGCACAUUUAAAAGUUCUUACUAUUGUGGUAGUCUGUGUGCCUUCUACAAGUAAAAAAAAAGGGUUAUCGUCACGGAAGAUGCAAGUUUUCGGCUGAACCCUCUGUAUUUUCUUGCAAUUCAGAUCAAUCUAAGCUAUAACUGCUGCCUUUUUUAACGCUUUCUUAACUCUCGCAGAGAAAAUGUAUAAUGUGUGGAUGUGGGAGGGGAAAAGAAAUCUGUGUUUGAUCUUAAAGGAAUAUUUUGAUUAUCUUCAGGAGACCGGUGUCCAAAAAUAUCAGUCAUGCUGUUGGCCUUUAGUAUGGAAAGUCCAGUGGGAAAAGUGCUGGCUGCUUGAAGACCACCAGGAGGAAGCCAUGCAGCCAUUUGUAUGACGAGUUUUUCUUCCAGCUCAUUUUGUUCACCAGCUUGAGGCGGGGUGGUGGGUCAAAACGGCAACCUCAAGCCCCAGACGUCUGGGGACUGAGGUGUGGAUUUUCUUUAACCUUCCAUUUAUCUUCAUUAUGUUUUUUUCUUUUUUCUUGUAACUGUUAGUCAGAGUCUUGAUCGGUGCGGGAGCCUCUAAUCUGAGACGCCCAGAUCCCCCUCUCCCUUCCAGCUGCUCCAGAUGCAGCAGCUGAGGUGUUUCCAAGUCAUCUGAGAGACAUAAACUCUCUACCAUGUCCUGGGUUUCUGCCCUAUGAGAUGCACCUGAAAUGCCUCCAACAGUCAGUUGAACAUAGAAGUAUUUGGGCAGCCCUUUAAUGUGUCUUGGUCAAUUCAUGAUUUAUACAACAUUAAUGGAAACGAAUGAAUGGUUGAACCAGAGUCAUCAUUGUUAUUGGCAUCAUCUCAGUGUUAAAUGUCUUGCUUUUGCACCAAAGUUCUCCCCGAUUCGGUCUGAUCGCUGCCAGAUGGCAAAAUACUAGUAUAAAGUCAAAAAUGACCCUAGUUUUGUCACAAUUGGCCAUCAUUACAAAGGACAUACGAGCUGGAGAAAGGCUCAGAAUCUACGCCGUCAACUUGGUGGCGCUACUGGAAAUCCAACCCUCACAUUAAACCACUGCAAGAAGAACCCUUUUGAUUGAUAUGAAUUCAUCUGUAUUCAACCAUCCAACUGUUUCCUAAAUGCAAACUCCAAACGCAAUUGUCAUUCCUGGUCAGAUUAAUCCCAAUCCUCCCAAAAUAGUGAUUCAGGCAGUCCAGAGUUGGGGGUUGAGACUUUAUGGACGUUUUCUCAUGUAUUCUGUUUUUCAGACGUAGAAGUUUACAGCACGAUGGGCUUAGUUUUUACCCACCACUCCCCUCUCACAGUUGUCCAGCAUUAUCUUCACAGAGGGACUGCAACUAGUUUUCAUUUGUCUUUUCUAACAGGUUCCAGCAGCUCUUAAAGGGAUAUUUCGUAAUCAGUGUAUGUGAACUUGAAUGAGCGUUGGGCUCUGUUUGUGCAGUGCAAUAUACAUAGCACUCGUAUUGUUUGUUUUUUUGUUGUUGUUUUUGUUUUUCAUUAUUCAUCAGAUUUCACCGAGCACCAGCCAUAACUAACGUCAGACUCCAGGUACAGGGGCGGCAGGGAUAAUCAGCAGCGCAGGUCACUGGGUUUGUGUGCUUUUUUUUGUGCAAAUGUAUUCCCAGCGGUCGCCUUGGCUGCUUAUGUUUUAAAAAGCAUAAAAAAAAUGGAUGUUUCAGCUGAGCAUUAUGUCCUCUGCUGUGGAGGCUGGAGCGUCACCGAGUCCAAGGGGUAUCCGUGGUGAGGUGCAGCUGGUAAUCCGACUGGAUGCCUGCACUCGUUUGGUAAACUAUCUCCCAGUUAAACCUGGACGAAGUCAUUGUUUCAUGCUGUUAAAGUGAGAACAAGUUAGAAGGGCUUGCAAAGCUUGAAGGAGGCCUCUCACAGGGUGUGUAGAUCCCCAUGUGGAUGGACCUCAGCCUGCAUGGCGUUUUAUAGUCCACUUUCAAUUCAAUUCAGUAGUUUAUUUGCUAAUACAGGAGGCGCAGAUGCUCCUGAUGCACCAACAUCUAUCCAAAGAAAAUCCUCACUUGUGGUGUCAGUCAGCAUCCCGUUAGUACGUCAGAGCCAUGUUUGGACUCGGGCACCAGGGAGUGCUCAUUAUACUGUUGCCUCUCAUCAUUGCUGGAAGUCUCAGUCUUGAGAGUUAAAUGCAAGACGCAUCAUAGCGCAGGCGACAUUCAUAUAUCAUUUUAAAAAAAGAAAAAAGCUGUGAAUUUCACUCCAUUUCUCCUCCAUCAACUUAUUUUGGUUCAGGUUUUGCUCUGGGGACUCAGCACUUUAUUGAAAUGUGGUUCCAAGCAUCUUAAAAAAUCAAAUCUGGACAUUUGGAGGAGGUAUCUGCACAUGAAGUAAGAACCGUCUCAGCUCAAAGUGACUUGCUAGUUUUGCUUUCAGUCGCAUUUUCUGUGAUUCUCUGCAGCUGGAGUUUGAUUUUGACAAUUGAUUCUUAUUUUCUUUAAAACUACGUAAAGAACCCUGGACUAGCCCCAGUUCAGUCAGGAGCAGCACAAAUGGCCUCAUCCUGUCAAAUGUAGGUCCAUUUCUACAACAUCAAAGCGUGUCUAAUUCGACUUGACUCGAACUCUGUACUUUGAUGGGACACAGAUCCAAGUUGCAUUUGAAAUUCCUCGAUAAGCUAGUUUUAAAAGCCAUAAUAGGCAUUGUUAACAACUAUGACUCCAUAUGUUACUUGCCUUUGAUGAACUGACAGUCCUUUAAGUAACAGUGGUUAGACGAAGCUUUGUCAUUGUUUCGACACGAGAACAGCCAUAUUUAAAGAAAUCAAAGAUGAAAUGUAUUUCUGCCUUCACCACUUGCGUAUCUGUCUAAAAUUUGGUUUAUAUAGUAAAACAAAUAUUAAGGACAUGCCUUGAUGACGUCUACAAAUUAUAUUACUAUUGGUGAGUUCAUUUAUAUGCUGAUUUCACUCUAAAUUGUGUUUUUAAACUGUUAAAUAAAGUCAUAAUA
This is a messenger RNA of Cololabis saira (Pacific saury), 4408 nucleotides long. RefSeq names its product ubiquitin domain containing 1b (gene ubtd1b). The transcript has 4 exons. Gene Ontology annotation, molecular function: protein binding. The record is from RefSeq and is a predicted model, not a curated record. Bases 137 to 874 code for a protein of 245 amino acids. Lineage: Eukaryota; Metazoa; Chordata; Actinopteri; Beloniformes; Belonidae.